AUGGAGUCAAUAAAACAUACACUGGACGAGCUCACUCAAAUUUUUAAUGCCAGAAUGAAUGACUUCCAGCGUGAAUUGAAAGGGAGUAUCCCUGCUGCGAGCCCCACUUCAAAUAUAAACUCACAAUUCCACUCCUUUCGUACAUUUGUGCUCACUGCUCUAGAAAAUCUACACCUUCAAGUGGAAUUCCUGUCUAAGCAGCAAGAUGAUUUGGAGAUGCGCACCCGGAAAAAGAUUCUUCUACUGCAUGGAGUCCCGGAGGAACAUAAAGAAGACUCGGCUGCUCGUGUUGCUCAAUUGUUAAAUAAACAUCUCGCUCUUACACAACUUACAUCUAGUGACUUAACUCUCUGCCAUAGGCUGGGUAAUCCGAAAACGGGCAAGUCACGAGCAAUUCUCAUUAAGUUUAAGGAGUUCUCCCUCAGAAACCAGGUGUGGACAUCAAAAUCUAAUUUGAAGGGCACUGGUGUAACUAUAUCCGAGUUCCUAACGAAAAGACGACAUAAGAUCUUCGUAGCAGCUCGCCAACGCUUCGGAGUCGCAAAAUGCUGGACUCGUGAUGGUGUCAUUUUUGUCCUGAGCGCGGAUGGAACAAGACAUCGUUUGUCAAGCAUGCCAGAUCUAGAUGCAGUCCCCAGCUCCAAUGCCAGCACUUCCGAGGCUUCAGUCAUGUCUCCGAAUGAAGAUGUCUCUAAACCUUCCAAGCCAACCAUAACGAGAACCAAAAGGACUGUGAAGAAAUAG
Molecule: messenger RNA, 744 nt
Organism: Vanessa atalanta (red admiral)
Lineage: Eukaryota; Metazoa; Arthropoda; Insecta; Lepidoptera; Nymphalidae
Exons: 1
Coding region: 1-744 (247 amino acids)
Source: RefSeq, a predicted model, not a curated record